AUGCAGAAGUACAGAUGGCUGACUGUCAAAAUGUUUCUCCAUGAUCUUGUUAGGGGAAUCAAGGACUCCAUCUGGGGCAUCUGCACCAUCUCCAAACUGGAUGCCCGGAUCCAACAGAAGAGGGAAGAGCAACAUCGAAGAAGGGCAAGCUGUGUUCUAGCCCAGAGAAGAGCCCAAAGUGAGGAGCAGAAGCAGGAGAGUGAGCCAAGGAUAGUAAGCAGAAUUUUCCAGUGCUGUGCUUGGAAUGGAGGAGUGUUCUGGUUGAGUCUUCUCUUGUUUUACCGAGUAUUUAUCCCUGUGCUUCAGUCAGUAACAGCUCAGAUUAUUGAUCCCUCUCUGCAUGGAGAUGUCUGGUCCUGGCUUGACUUUAUCCUCACCUCUAUCUUUAGUGCUCUGUGGGUGCUUCCCCUGUUUGUACUCAGUAAAGUUGUGAAUGCUAUAUGGUUCCAGGAUAUUGCUGAUCUGGCAUUCGAGGUAUCUGGGAGGAAGCCUCAACCUUUCCCAAGUGUUAGCAAGAUCAUUGCCAACAUGCUAUUUAACCUCUUACUCCAGGCCCUUUUCCUGAUCCAGGGUAUGUUUGUCAGUCUAUUCCCAAUCCAUCUCAUUGGCCAGUUGGUCAGUCUCUUGCUCAUGUCUCUUCUCUACUCACUGUAUUGUUUCGAGUAUCUUUGGUUCAACAAAGGAAUUGAAAUGCAUCAGCGAUUAUCCAACAUUGAAAGGAACUGGCCUUACUACUUUGGAUUUGGUCUACCCUUGGUCUUCCUCACAGCAAUGCAGUCUUCUUACAUCAUCAAUCUGCCCUGA
This is a messenger RNA of Gracilinanus agilis (Agile Gracile Mouse Opossum), 804 nucleotides long. Its product is annotated as etoposide-induced protein 2.4 homolog. NCBI's taxonomy places the organism in Eukaryota, Metazoa, Chordata, Mammalia, Didelphimorphia, Didelphidae. Gene Ontology annotation, cellular component: endoplasmic reticulum. The record is from RefSeq and is a predicted model, not a curated record. The transcript has a single exon. Bases 1 to 804 code for a protein of 267 amino acids. Gene Ontology annotation, biological process: macroautophagy.